AUGCCGAAACGAUCGGCUGAAGAAAAAAUUAAUUAUUAUAGUAAGAAAAUACGGAAAAUUCAAAAGAAGCAAAAACGUUUAAUUGGUGCAAGUAGAUCAUCAGAAUCUCCUUCAGUACCAGAACAAAAUCCAGAGGAUGAGUCAUUCCCGAUGGUUGAAUCUCCCUGUGAGGAAGAACCAGAGCCAGUGGAAAUAUUUCCGUUGGUGGUGGAGCCGGAUAAAGAAUAUCCUGCGGAUUCGAUCAAACCGCAACCACCCACCGUCAUAUCAACGGAGGCUGAACCGGAGAAAUCCUCGGAAGCAAUACAAGCCAAUUGCUCUAUACAGGAGGUUGAUCCAGAUAUUUUAAUAGCCUUAGGGGAGAUUACUAAUGACUCCCCGGAUUACGGGGAAAAAAUACACGAUUGUUUAGCAAAAAUUUGGACACCAUUAUUAAAAAAGGGGUUAAGUAAAGAUGUUCGCGAGAAAUUAAUUAAAGAUUACCUUAUUCCUGAAAAUUGUCCCCUUUUAAAAGCGCCAACAUUAAAUCCGGAAAUUUUAGCCGCUUUACCCGAAACUGGUAGGUUCCGGGAUAAGAAAAUUUUGGCAUCCCAACAACAAUUAGGAGUUGGUAUCACAGCCAUAAAUAGAGGACUCAAUAUAUUGUUGUCCGAAACCAGUAAUAAGGUUGACGCAAUUAAAUUCAUUAGCGAUGGUAUAUAUAUCUUGUCCGAUCUUCAUUUUCAAAAUACAGAGAGUAGAAUAAAAUUUAUAUCUCCUGGUCUGGACAAGUCAUUUUUACAAUUAAUACAAGCCUCAGAGAGAGAUGAUUUACUAUUUGGCAGUAAAUUAUCUGAGAAAAUUAAGGCGUCCAAAGCAAUUGCUAAACAAAGCCAACAUAUAAAGAAGGCCCCAAACGCCCCAAAAGCCCCACCACUGCAAACACAAAUACCAUCAACUCGGCCUAAUAACCAGGGAAACUGGCAGGGCCCUCCUCGUUACUCGUCGAACAGGGGGGGGCGCGGAGGACUACGGCGGACAAGUCAACGGCCACCAGUUCAACCCGGAGGUCCUCAAUUGAAACCACUGCCAUCCAAGACUCGAGGAGUACCUCGCCGAGUAUAAAUCAGGAAUCAAACCCCACAUCGCCUACACAAACAGCUUACGCUGGGUGCAGCGACUCUCUCAGGAUGGCGUUCCUGACUCGGGAUAUUCCUUCCGAGGCAAUAGAUCUAAUGUUGGCAUCGCUGUCUGACAACACAAAGAAACAGUAUAGUGUAAGUUACAAACUUUGGUGGCAAU
Messenger RNA from Achroia grisella, 1281 nucleotides. RefSeq lists its product as uncharacterized. The coding region runs from base 1 to 1104 and encodes 367 amino acids. The record is from RefSeq and is a predicted model, not a curated record. The transcript has 3 exons. Lineage: Eukaryota; Metazoa; Arthropoda; Insecta; Lepidoptera; Pyralidae.